GCGCAACAGGGCUGUCUGUGAACUCGGAGCUUGGACUUUAAGCGGUUCGUGACAGCCCUAUUUAAUACUUGACUUUACACUUUUACCCACGCAUGACGCCACGAGGGGACUCGGUGGGGUCGGCCUGAAAACUUUCCCCUGCCAUUGGUGUUUCUGAAGGAACAGGUGGAAAGUUCUGCUGCUUUUACUGAUGAAAAACCCAUGGCAGGACUGAGAAGGAAUAGUGAACAUCCCUCCUACCCUGUCUUACACUCCUCUCCUGUAAACCUCCAUCUUCUGGACUGUUUCACGAGGAUAUUCAGUUAUGCCGAGCAGAAAGCAAAGUAAAAUCCAUUUCUCAGCUUUGACCAUGUGAGCUCUGAGGUAGCUCUCUUAGCUCUGUUGUUUUUUGGCGACUCUUUCCAGUUGCCGGUAAUGUAGUAAUUCAAGUGAUAUUAGAAGCGUUUGGUGUCAUGAUGGCCGCUGCCUCCUCGCCUGAGAAGCUGCUGCAGCUCGAGGAGAUCGACUCCAGCCGAGCUGGUAGCUGCAUUCUCUCCCCGAUCCUCGGCUCCUCUUCUCCUGGUCUGUCCCAUGAAACAAGCCAGCCCAUCUGUAUCCGCUCACCAUAUACCGACCUCGGCCAUGACUUCGCCACCAUACCUUUUUACAGUCCAACUAUCUUCAGCUAUGGUGGUCCGAGCAUUUCUGAAUGCUCCUCUGUCCAUCAGUCUCUGAGCGCCUCUUUAUUUUACAGCCGUGUGGGGACGCCCAUUACGCUGCACUGCCCGCAGGGUCGAUCCCAGCAAGGCCAGUCAGCCCAGACUCCGUGGGACAGUGUUAUAACAACCAGCAAGAGUGUGAGGAGGCGCUCCCAGGAGAGCGAGGAGAGCAUGGCGUCUUCAGGUGGGAAGGCAGACCUCCACUACUGUGCUGUGUGUCAUGACUAUGCUUCAGGCUACCACUAUGGAGUCUGGUCGUGUGAGGGGUGUAAGGCCUUCUUCAAGAGGAGCAUCCAAGGACACAAUGACUAUAUCUGCCCGGCAACCAAUCAGUGCACUAUUGACAAGAACCGCCGCAAGAGCUGCCAGGCAUGUCGCCUUCGCAAAUGCUAUGAAGUUGGCAUGACCAAAUGUGGUAUUCGAAAGGAGCGUGGAAACUACAGGAAUUCGCAGGCAAGGCGGCUAACCCGUCAAUCCUCACAGUACAUAACAGCUGAACCAAAGGGCAUAACUGGACCAGCUGAAGGUUCAUUAAAUGAGCCCGAAAAACCUGCACUGACCCCAGAGCAGCUAAUUGAGCGGAUAUUGGAGGCGGAGCCGCCAGAUAUCUACCUCAUGAAGGACGCGAAGAGGCCGCUGACCGAAGCAAGCAUCAUGAUGUUGCUCACCAACCUGGCAGAUAAAGAGCUGGUUCACAUGAUUAGCUGGGCCAAGAAGAUUCCAGGGUUUGUGGAGCUUAGUCUCGUAGACCAGGUCCAUCUGUUGGAGUCCUGCUGGCUGGAGGUGUUGAUGAUUGGACUGAUGUGGAGGUCAGUGGACCAUCCAGGAAAACUCAUCUUCUGCCCUGACCUCAGCCUGAGCAGAGAAGAAGGAAACUGCGUCCAGGGCUUUGUGGAGAUCUUUGACAUGCUGAUAGCUGCCACAACCAGGGUGAGAGAGCUCAGGCUGCAGAGGGAGGAGUACGUCUGCCUCAAGGUCAUGAUCCUCCUCAACUCCAACAUGUGCCUCAUUUCCUCAGACGGCAGCGAGGACCUGCAGAGCCGGUCCAAGCUGCUGCGCCUCCUGGACGCUGUGACAGAAGCUCUGGUGUUGGCCAUCAGCAAAACCGGUCUCACCUUCCAGCAGCAGUACACCCGCCUGGCUCACCUGCUCAUGCUGCUUUCACAUAUCCGUCAUGUCAGUAACAAAGGCAUGGACCACCUCCACUGCAUGAAAGUGAAGAACAUAGUGCCUCUCUACGACCUGUUGCUGGAGAUGUUGGAUGCCCACAUCAUGCACAGCUCUCGUCUGCCUCCUCAGCCUCCUCAGCAGGAGGAAGAUCAGAGUGAGGCUCCUGCCCGGCUGCACAGCUCUGCAAGCGGACCUUCAAAUACCUGGACUCCCAGUAGCGCUAGAGCUGGAGGUGAACCCCAGUAGUCAGAUCAGAAUUCCGAUGCGAAAGAAUUUUCACUGCUUUGCACAAAACUAGUUCACGGGAAUGAUGAGUAUCUUCACAGGAAUGAGAGCUGGAUUCUCUGAUCUGUCACUGGUGAAUCUUUGACACGCUGCGCACAGUUUCUGGUGAACUUUCAAUCUCUUCAAAGUUAACCGCAUGGAGCACAGAUCACGCUUUCAGGAUUCUUUGCUUUUCCACUAUAUUGGCAAAAGACUAAAGCGAAACAGGAACAAACUGUCAAACCUGGUCACUCAGCUGUACUCAGAUAUGUGACAGGACCAUUAAAUCAGUCAGUCGACCAAUGAAAACCCAUGCAGAAAAACGGAUCACAGCUGAUUUGAUCACACCUCCCAAUGACAGUAUGUCUUUUUAAACUGAUUAAUCAGAGCCUGUACAGUUUGCUGGAACAAGCAGCUUAUGUGUAACUGAUUCCCAAAAACAAGCACCUGCAGAAAACUCACACUUUAACUCUGAGUUAAAGAAAUCUUAUACUGUGAAACUUACAGUGCUCACUGGCGUGUUUUCUUCAACAAAGCUCAGUUUGUGUUUCGACUUUGUGUGUGUGGAUGUUUUAAUGCUUAAGUGGCUUUUCUAUACACAUGGACUUUAAUGUCGAGGCUGCAACAAAAGACUGUUGUUACUGAUUAUUGCUGAUUACUUAAUCAGUUUAUUGUUGGGUCUAUGCACUAAAACACUUAUGAUUUCCCCACAGACCAGGGCCACGGCUUCAUCUGCUAAGUUUUGUCCAUCCCACCGUAGUUUGUACCCAUGUUUAGACAACCCAAGGAAUUAUGACACAUACAUAAGAUAAUACUUUAUAUCCUCGUGUAAGGGAUUCAAAUUUCAUGAAGACUGCAGUAUAUCAUCACCUUAUAACACAAAGAUAGUUAAACUUCUGGGAUAUCAAUCUGUCCACUUAAGAAGCAUAAGCCAUUGUGAACAUCAGCUUUGGUGCAACCAGUUUCGCUGUCUGUGCAACGAUGCAACCCCCCCAACAUGAACUGGUUUGGCACGUGGUGGCCUUGGACCACUUCUCUCUCCUUAUGCCUCCUUACAGAUCUUUCUCUGGUGUCACUUUUGACACAACGCAGCGCCUGCUGCACAGGCAGUCUUACUCCUCCAGGAUGGCACAUUCAUACUCGCUGUUACAAGAAGGUUUGCCGUGUCUCCAGGAGGAUGAAUACUAGGAGACGGGCAAUUACCCAAGGAGAGCUGGACAGGACAGUAAGAGGGGUAUCAAUGCAGCAGCUGAACUGAUAUCGUCUUCUUAUUAUUGUGAGGAAGAACAGGAGGAGCCCUAUAAAAUGACCUCCACUGGACUAUUCGUGAGCAUGUUCCUGGCCAAACUGUCAGAUGGUUGAUAACGCUCAUGCCACCGCCUGCAAAACCAUUCCCUUCUUGCAGGGGUUGCCAUUUACACCAAAGCAGGUGAAAUAGAUUGAUGAUGGAUUCUGCUUCCUGACUGAACAGAUUGAUGUCCCUGAAGUUUACCUGACUAUCUCUGAUAUUGUGAUUAUUGAGCGUGUAUAUGAUCAUUAAAGGCAGUAUUUGCACAAAGCAGUUACUUUGUUAGCAUCUCAUGUAUUUGUUGAAUCGCUCACAGAGUUGUUUCAUCUGGGUUAAAAUUAACGAGAGAACUCCAGCUAAGAAGGUGAUUUCUAGCAGAACUUAAGCUAAUUGGCAGUGAAUGUGGCAACUCUGAUUUUCUUCUUUAGCUUAAACAGACAUUAAAACAAUUCCUCAACUGAAUGCUGAUUUUUUUGUUUUUGUUUUUGUUAAAUACAGUUAUUUGAAAAAGAAAAAUAUCGAGCUGUGUUGAGCUGGUGCCUUCACUUGCUCUCAAUGUCUGUGCUUUAUUGUCAAAGAUGCCUUACUGUUGCUCUUAUGCCAACGUAGCACUUCAAAAAAAUUUCUAUUUUUGUAGUUUUGAACUUGCUACAGUUGCUCUUUGUGACAUGAUGCAGCUUCAACAAUCAGGAUCACUGCAAGGUUCAUCAAACAGAGGCUUCUGGACCCUCUGGACUCUGGUCUUUCUGUACAGCCUGUGCUUUUACUCUCAUCAGCCUUUGUCACCAAACUGUUUAAGCACUGUGCACAGGUACUUCUUGUUCAAUUCUGGGGAAAAUGUUUGAUGAAUGUAUAAAUCAGUAAAACAAUACGAAAGAGGAGCCUUUGUCUUAUUUGUUAUUUAUCAAACGCCGUGUUUUGCCAGCUUGCAAAUGAUCAGCAGAAGUAAAUGUUAAUGACUAUUUAAUUUUGAACACUAUCUUUAGACUACAAAAUUAUUUUUUGAUAAAACAGAGAUACUAUAACUACCGGUAGGUAAAUUUUAAUUUGGAAAUUAAAAAAAAAAAA
This is a messenger RNA of Haplochromis burtoni (Burton's mouthbrooder), 4488 nucleotides long. It is a transcript of the gene esr2a, whose product is annotated as estrogen receptor 2a. Gene Ontology annotation, cellular component: nucleus. Gene Ontology annotation, biological process: estrogen receptor signaling pathway; cellular response to estradiol stimulus; regulation of DNA-templated transcription. Lineage: Eukaryota; Metazoa; Chordata; Actinopteri; Cichliformes; Cichlidae. The record is from RefSeq and is marked provisional. Gene Ontology annotation, molecular function: zinc ion binding; nuclear receptor activity; sequence-specific DNA binding.